This is a messenger RNA of Bipolaris victoriae FI3, 960 nucleotides long. RefSeq lists its product as hypothetical. The transcript has 3 exons. Lineage: Eukaryota; Fungi; Ascomycota; Dothideomycetes; Pleosporales; Pleosporaceae. The record is from RefSeq and is a predicted model, not a curated record. Bases 1 to 960 code for a protein of 319 amino acids.
AUGGCCUCCCUUCACAAAGAAACAAGCUCCCUCAAUCACACGGCAAAGGUGGAAGACUUGUUCACCUUUAGUUCUCUACUAGGCGACGCUGAGGCCUUCCACCUGGACGAAAUCCGUGACGCAUACGACGCCGACCUCGCCGGUACAGGUACUAUCUGGGCCGAAGAGCCGCCGGGUGUCGAGCGCUGCAAGUCGCCGUUAAAAACGUUUCGGAAGCGGAUGCUGCACAAUGUUAUCGAGGAAGGGAAUUACGCAAUGGCAGAGACGCUGCUGCGUCUCAGUCAGGAUCUGAGGCUAGAUUCGAGUCGGGACAGCAUAGCCUCUGGGGGUCUCACAUAUCUACAGUUCACCCUUUGUAAUGGUCAAGGUCGCAUAUUAGAUGCACCGCUCGCAGCGGGCCUGUAUAUCAUUGCUGCGGAUGAAAGGGAUAUGACGCCUCUGCACAUGACGUGCAUGGGAAGCGACAGAAUGAUGAUUAAGCGUCUAAUAGAUUGUAAAUUGGUUGAUGCCAAUGCGUUGGAUAAGAAGGGUAGUACGACUUUAUAUAUCUUACUCGAAUGUGGAGCGGGAGGGAUAUCCGUUGACGACGAUGCAAAUGUUGAGCUUUGUUGGCUUCCCCUCUCCCGAGGUGCCUCGCUCGACGCUCUCGACAACGAUGGAAAUAUGACACUCCACAUGGCCUGCAAAUCAUGGGAUGUGAGGCUCAUAAACUCUCUGAAUGAGAAGGUAUACCAUGUGGAUGCCAUGAAUGGGAUAGGGAUUAUCGCCCUUCAUUGUCUUUCUAUGUGGGUUAGCGUUGGGAGCGAUCAGUGGUUGCUCUCACUUGUUGACGUCACUCAUCUUGAGGCCAUUGGCUCCCUGUCCGACCGGGGCACCGACAAGCAAACUAGCAGGUUUGAAUCGAUAUGCGUCGAAUACACGCCCUUGGUUCUGGCCAUCGCUUCUGGAGAAAGAAAAUAG